Messenger RNA from Pocillopora damicornis (cauliflower coral), 1212 nucleotides. Its product is annotated as sterol 26-hydroxylase, mitochondrial-like. The record is from RefSeq and is a predicted model, not a curated record. NCBI's taxonomy places the organism in Eukaryota, Metazoa, Cnidaria, Anthozoa, Scleractinia, Pocilloporidae.
AUGAGACUUAGUGUUUUUUUUGCCGAUGGUGAAGAAUGGUACAAGCUACGAAGCGUCCUGAGCAAAAGAAUGCUUCGACCGAAAGAAGUCGCCGACUAUACUCCGGAUUUCAAUAAAAUUAUGAGCGAUUUUAUUCACCGAUGACGAUCAGUUCGAGAACCUAGUGGGUCAGAGAAAGAAAACGAAGUUUGUGAACUUGAUAAUGAACUUUUCAAAUGGUCGUUUGAGUCUGUGGCGGAGAUGUUGUUUGACAAAAGGUUUGGUUGUCUUGAAGAGGAAAUCAACAGAGAGGCACAGACCUUCAUAAAAGCCGUCGGAGAUUUUCUGGCGAACGCGGUCGAAGUCGGUUUUUUGCCUACUUGGUUUUACAAGACCUACGUGACCCAGAAAUUUAAAAAUUUUGUCGAUAAUUUUGACACGAUGUAUUAUUACGCCGAAUUAUUUAUCGAGAGAAGAAUCAACGAACUGGCGGAGAAUUCAUGCAAGCCAUCAGAGGAAACAGAGCGCGACCGAGCCGGCUUCUUCGAGUUCCUCCUGGCCAGCGGAAAGUUCAUGAAGGAUGACCUGUUGGCGAGCGUAAUCGAUGUUCUGUUCGCCGGAGUUGACACUACGUCCAACACGAUGCAAUGGGUUCUUUAUAUGUUGGCCAAAAAUAGGAAUGAAAUAGGGCUUGUAGGGAUGAAAGCCGAGCAAGACCCUGUUGCCGAGUUUUUAGUCGCAGCCAGCCCAGCAGAACACAACUACCUGAAGGCCUGGUUACGUGAGACCCUCCGCCUAUAUCCUGUUCUCUCCUCUAUCCCGCGAAAACCGAAAGAAGACAUAAUAUUAGGGGGCUACCAUAUCCCUGGGGUCACUGCUCAAGUGGAAUUCCUUGUUCACCAGAUAGGGCGAGAUGAGAGUAUUUUUGAAGAUGCUGUUUAAACCAGAGAGAUGAUUGCAAAACAAAGUGGACUUAAGACAAAGAAGUCAUUAUCAUCUUAUUUCGCUUCUCUUCCAUUUGGAUUCGGAACAAGAAUGUGCCUCGGUCGACGUAUUGCCGAGUUAGAGCUCCAUUUGCUGAUGGCCAGAAUCGUGCAGCAGUUUGACUUCUCUUACCCACCGGAGGUAGAGAAUGUGGAGCCGUUCAUGAGAGGGGUCACCAUUCCCGACAGACCUGUUAGAGUGCGGUUUGUCGACAGAAAAUCAGUUAGGUUUUCAUGUUGCCACGUUUAA